Molecule: messenger RNA, 999 nt
Organism: Topomyia yanbarensis
Lineage: Eukaryota; Metazoa; Arthropoda; Insecta; Diptera; Culicidae
Gene: Vps28
Product: vacuolar protein sorting-associated protein 28 homolog
Exons: 2
Coding region: 181-813 (210 amino acids)
Biological process (GO): protein transport to vacuole involved in ubiquitin-dependent protein catabolic process via the multivesicular body sorting pathway
Cellular component (GO): ESCRT I complex
Molecular function (GO): protein-containing complex binding
Source: RefSeq, a predicted model, not a curated record
UUUGUUUUUAUAGCAUUUUGACAGUGCCUGCCUUGUUGAUGAAUCAUUUGCUUCGUGUAAUAAACAAAAGGUUUUUUUCUAUUUAAUUCUAGUAUAAAUUAAAUUUUAACAAGUUGAAAACUCAUGUUAGUGUGUCAUUUACCAAAUUUUAAGGAAUAAAACUUGAUAGCAGUUUAGAGAAUGCAGGAAAAUCGCCCCGAGUUGUACGAAGAGGUCAAACUUUACCGUCAUGCUAGAGAACGCGAAAAGUACGAUAACAUGGCAGAUCUGUUUGCGCUGGUAUCGACCCUACAGAACCUGGAAAAGGCAUACAUCCGGGAUUGUGUUACACCGCAGGAAUACACUGCCGCCUGUUCGAAACUGCUGGUGCAGUACAAGGUAGCUUUCAAACUGGUACAGGGUGAUGAGUUUCCCAGUAUCGAGGCGUUCGUGAAAAAGUUUCGCUUAGACUGCCCGGCCGCACUGGAGCGAAUCCGCGAGGAUCGACCGAUUACCAUUCGUGACGAUAAGGGAAAUACCAGCAAAUGCAUUGCCGACAUUGUAUCCAUGUUUAUAACGCUGAUGGAUAAACUAAGGCUCGAGAUCCGGGCAAUGGACGAUCUUCAACCAGAGUUACGAGACUUGCUGGACACGAUGAACCGGCUGUCACUGAUUCCGGACAAUUUUGAAGGCAAGGAGAAAGUCUCCACCUGGCUAGCGACACUGAAUUCUAUGCAGGCCUCGGAUGAAUUGUCCGAAACGCAGGUGCGCCAGUUGCUGUUCGAUCUGGAAGCGUCGUACUCGGCAUUCAAUAACCUGCUGCAUUCGACCUAGGCCGCGGAGGAAUUGUUUUUUUUGGUGAUUAUUUGAUCUGCCAUGAAACCGAGUGGAUGAUUGGAAGGAUUGUUGAAUUCGCUCGACAUCCAGUGCCGUUUGCAAAAAAAAAAACCGUUUAAGAGUGUAUGAAAAUAGCCUAUACCUAUAUUAUAUUUUAAAAGUUAAUAAAUAUAUCGUUUAUCG